Messenger RNA from Pecten maximus, 1215 nucleotides. RefSeq names its product 2-oxoglutarate-dependent dioxygenase ecdK-like. NCBI's taxonomy places the organism in Eukaryota, Metazoa, Mollusca, Bivalvia, Pectinida, Pectinidae. Gene Ontology annotation, molecular function: dioxygenase activity. The coding region runs from base 139 to 1215 and encodes 358 amino acids. The transcript is spliced from 10 exons. The record is from RefSeq and is a predicted model, not a curated record.
UUACAUGUAUACAGAUAAUUUGCUGGUUUUUAUCAGGUCCGAUAGAGUGUUGUAUUGUUUGUGUCUAGUUCCUAUAUCAACUACACCCUGUCGAAUAAAAGCUUGGCAAGACAAACGCUCUGGAUUGUUUUGGUAGUCAUGACCAUGAUGGCAGGGAUUCCGGUAGUGGAUAUGUCCCCCUAUAGAAUUGAUACUGUCAGAGAAGACGAAGUGGACAUGGAAACUCUCCAUUCUGUAGGGAACUCCAUUUGCGCGGCCUUCAGGGACCUCGGCUUCUGUUAUAUAAAAAAUCAUGGCAUUCAAAAAUCUCUGAUUGAUUCAAUGUUUGCUACGAGUAAGACCUUCUUUGAAAUGCCACUGGAGUACAAGAAGAAAUACCGACGGGAACCCCAUGUAAAUUCUCUCUAUGGAUGGAUACCACGAGAAGCUGAAAGUUUAAACCCAGAGCGUCCUGGUGACUACAAGGAAGCUUACAACUAUACGCCCUGGGAUGGGGAUGAGGUUCUUCCGGAUUUGGACGGUUUCGAGGAAACUAUGAAAAAUUUCCGUGUCUCUUGUGAAACUUUGUCUCUGCGGAUCCUUGACCUGAUGUCAUUAGGACUCGAUCUGGAGGACAAACAGUUCUUAAGGAAAUGUCAUGCAUACUUUGGACAAAGAGGAAAUUCUUCAGUACUAAAGACAAUAUUCUACCCAGCAUUACCUCAAAAUACAGAUAUCAAACCCAAUCAAUUACGGUGUGGAGAACACUCCGAUUACGGGUCUCUAACACUACUGUUUCAGGACGACGCAGGGGGUCUAGAGGUAAGAGACCUAAAUGGUAAGUACAUACCAGCGACCCCGAUCCCAGACACUGUACUGAUCAACAUUGGAGAUCUGAUGCAGAGAUGGACAGCCGAUCGUCUCACCGCCACAAAACACAGAGUGGUGAUUCCUAAGGAGGAAUUAAGGAAGAUGAUGAAUCGACAAUCUAUCGCGUUCUUUAUCCAACCAGACGAUGAAGUGAUGAUUCGAAGUUUGGAUAAAUCUGAUAAAUUUGAACCCAUUCAAAGUUUGCAGUACCUUCUGGACCGCCUGGGACUUGCAAGAAAACUUCGCCAAUCCACUGCCUUCUUCAUCCUGCCUGAUGAAGAAGCCAUGAUCAAGUGCCUGGACAACUCCAACAAACAUGACCCUGUCUCUAGUAAGGACAUGACCCUGUCUCUAGUAAGGACAUGA